Messenger RNA from Cryptomeria japonica (Japanese cedar), 495 nucleotides. Its product is annotated as secreted RxLR effector protein 161-like. The transcript has a single exon. The record is from RefSeq and is a predicted model, not a curated record. The coding region runs from base 1 to 495 and encodes 164 amino acids. NCBI's taxonomy places the organism in Eukaryota, Viridiplantae, Streptophyta, Pinopsida, Cupressales, Cupressaceae.
AUGACAGACUUGGGAUUUCUGCACUAUUGCUUAGGUGUUGAGGUUUGGCAGACUGGAGGUAGUAUCUUCAUAUCUCAGUCAAAGCAUGCUUGCAGUCUGUUGGACAAGUUUCAAAUGCAAGACUGCAAACUUGUAUCCACAACUAUGGAGCAAGGGCUGAAGCUAGCAACCAAAUAUAAUUCACUUGUGGUGAGCGAAUCAACAUUCAGGCAACUGGUGGGUAGUGCCAUCUACCUUAUUGCUACUAGGCCUGAUCUCAGUUUUGCAAUGAGCUACAUUUCAUGCUUCAUGACAGCCCCCAAGGCUGAUCAUUGGGUAGCAACGAAGUGUGUGCUGCGUUAUGUGAAGGGCACUUUUGAUUUUGGUAUUCUGUAUAGUACAAGUCAUGAUCCUAGACUUAUUGGUUUUACAGACUCAGAUUGGGUAGGUUUCACUAAUGACAAAAAGUCAACAUCUGGGUAUGUUUUCAAUUUGGGUUCUGGUGCAGUCACAUAG